CACGCGACACAGAGCGCCAGCAGCUGUCCUGAUGCAAGGACACGGAAACCAUAUUACAUCAGUCACCAGUUAACAUUCACUCAAGAAGGACUACCGUGCUAAAAGUACACCCGCAUUCGCCACCAGUUUUUCUCCCGCCCACAAAAAGCCACGAAUUAAAAAACUUAAUUAUGGCCGCCUUAAGCUUCAGCCCAUCACCUCCUCCAAAAGAAAACCCCAAGGAAAACCCCAAUCCAGGAAUAAAAACCACGUUGAAACCGUUUGGAAAGAUCACCGUUCACAAUGUUUUAAGUGAGAGUGGCGCCAACGCCUUGCAACAGCAUAUAGCCAAUCAGAAUACCAUUAUUCGAAAGAUCCGGGACUUUGGCAUGCUGGGCGCUGUUCAAAGUGCCGCAGCCAGCACAACUAACACCACACCCAUACCCAGCCAACGGAAGAGGCCCCUGGGAGAAUCCCAAAAGCAGAACCAGCAGAAUCAACAGCUUAGUAAAACAUCAGUGCCUGCUAAAAAAUGCAAGACCAACAAGAAGUUGGCGGUUGAAAGGCCCCCAAAAGCAGGAACUAUAUGCCACCCUAAUAAAAGCCAAGGCGAUCAGAGUUUUGGAACUCCUGGAAGAAAGGGUUUGCCUUUGCCACAAGCCGUUGCCCGUAGAAACGCUAGGGAAAGAAAUCGCGUGAAGCAGGUUAAUAAUGGAUUUGCUUUACUCCGGGAGAAGAUUCCGGAAGAAGUAUCUGAGGCUUUUGAGGCCCAGGGGGCGGGUAGAGGGGCAAGCAAGAAGCUAUCCAAAGUGGAGACCCUCCGCAUGGCCGUAGAGUACAUAAGAAGUUUGGAAAAACUGCUGGGAUUCGAUUUUCCACCUCUUAACAGUCAGGGGAAUAGUUCUGGUUCCGGCGAUGAUAGCUUUAUGUUUAUUAAGGACGAAUUCGAUUGUCUGGAUGAACAUUUCGACGACUCGCUGAGCAACUACGAAAUGGAGGAGCAACAGCCUGUCCAGCAAACUUUAUCCGAGGAUAUGCCAAACCCUCCGCAAGCCAGUGAUCUCCUGCCUAGUUUGACUACAUUGAAUGGGUUGCAAUACAUCAGAAUACCAGGAACCAACACCUACCAACUGCUGACGGCUGACUUAUUGGGCGAUUUGAGUCACGAGCAGAAACUUGAAGAAACAGCUGCUUCGGGCCAGUUAUCGCGAUCGCCCGUGCCACAAAAGGUGGUAAGAAGUCCCUGCUCUUCUCCAGUUUCACCUGUCGCCUCGACUGAAUUGCUGUUACAGACACAGACGUGUGCCACACCGCUACAACAGCAAGUAAUCAAACAGGAAUACGCCAGCACCAACAUUAGCAGCGGCAGCAACGCACAGACUUCCCCGCAGCAGCAGCCGCAAGUUCAGAACCUGGGAUCGUCGCCUAUUUUACCCGCGUUCUACGACCAGGAGCCCGUGAGCUUCUACGACAACGUAGUCCUUCCCGGAUUCAAAAAGGAAUUCAGCGAUAUUUUGCAGCAAGAUCAGCCUAACAACACAACCACUGGCUGCCUAUCGGACGAGAGCAUGAUCGAUGCCAUUGACUGGUGGGAGGCACAUGCACCUAAAUCUAAUGGUGCAUGCACCAAUCUGUCCGUUUAGCCGAAUUUCUGCACAUCACGCAUCUCUGAAAAGUCAAUUACUUUUUUUGGCAUACUUUUUAAAUGAUUUUAAAUCCUCACAGCAGAAGUCUGUGGCAGGCCAUUCUAUCUAAAGUUUUUUUUAAUCAAGCCGUGACUGAGUCAUUGUGUAAAUAUCAAUUUAAGCCGAUAAAGGAAGAUAACUUCGGCCAGCCGAAGCUUAUAUACCUUUGCUGUUAAAACCAUGUAUUUAAUAUGAAAGUUCGCACACUUUCGAUGAAGUUUAACACAUUUAUAUGCAGCUAUAAGAUAUAAUCGUCCGAUUUCAACAAGUUUUGUAUAUUCUCCCAAUUCUUUAAAAUAUAUGUACAUUUCUGACUCUUGCUAUGUAACUUGUACGUAUGACUGCUAGUCCGAAUACCAGUAUUGCAUUUUUCUGCAUUUUUCUUUUACAUCACCAGACAUGCCGGUGAUCAUGAAUAUUGCUGCACUGCUACCUUCAGACAUAUUAUAAUAUCUUCUGCAAGAGUGUGACAAACUGAAUGUAUGAACACUACAUAUUCAAAGUCAACUAGUGAUAUAAACCAAAUCGAAAUAACCUUGUAAGACCCAACCACAAAAUAGUUAUCCUGAUAAACGGCUUAAUGUUGAGCCGGACUAACAUAGUGUCUAGUAUUUAAAAAAAAAUUAUGUAUUUCUAUAACCAUAUUUUUUUUAUAGAUUUAAAUGUAGAAACGUUAAAAUGACAAGCAGAUAAUAUAUAUGCUUUAUGCUUUUAAAUAAAUCCAA
Messenger RNA from Drosophila sechellia, 2389 nucleotides. RefSeq names its product achaete-scute-like protein asense (gene ase). Gene Ontology annotation, molecular function: DNA-binding transcription factor activity, RNA polymerase II-specific; protein dimerization activity; RNA polymerase II transcription regulatory region sequence-specific DNA binding. The record is from RefSeq and is a predicted model, not a curated record. Gene Ontology annotation, biological process: positive regulation of transcription by RNA polymerase II. NCBI's taxonomy places the organism in Eukaryota, Metazoa, Arthropoda, Insecta, Diptera, Drosophilidae. Gene Ontology annotation, cellular component: RNA polymerase II transcription regulator complex. The transcript has a single exon. Bases 171 to 1622 code for a protein of 483 amino acids.